Molecule: messenger RNA, 8556 nt
Organism: Dinoponera quadriceps
Lineage: Eukaryota; Metazoa; Arthropoda; Insecta; Hymenoptera; Formicidae
Gene: ds
Product: protein dachsous
Exons: 17
Coding region: 1-8556 (2851 amino acids)
Biological process (GO): homophilic cell-cell adhesion
Cellular component (GO): plasma membrane; cell-cell junction
Molecular function (GO): calcium ion binding
Source: RefSeq, a predicted model, not a curated record
AUGUUUAGGUCAUCCUAUUGUAGUCUGGAUGGUUCUCAGAAUGUGAUCCUGCCAGGAACAUUCGGGAGAAAAGGCGUAAAGGACCAUAGAGAACUGCCCAAGAAAAUCGUAGUGAAUCUGAAACACGGGAUUCUUCAAGAUUUACUAUUUUAUAGUAAGAAACGUCUAUUCCCUUUUAAAAUGACAACGACCCUUCUCCAGAAAGAAAUGGGUUUGCCUAUCGGAAACAUUCAACAGGCGUUGCUAAUGGGAGUGCAAGCCACCGAUCCCGAUUGCGGCGUAAACGCGAUGGUCAAUUAUACCUUGGGCAGCGACGGGCUGGUGAGCGAGCAGCUCCUGGUGCGCAGCGAAACAGGCGAGAUCUGCGUCCGGUCACCGCUGGACAGGGAAGUUGCGCCUUACUUGGAGCUACCCGUCAUCGCCACCGACAGAGGUGGGUUGAGCACGAUAGCGAUCGUGCGCAUCCAGGUGACGGACGUGAACGACAACCGGCCGAUCUUCAAGCCGCGGAAGUACAACGUGACCCUGAAGAACGACAACGCGGUGCGCGGUCCGAUCCUGAAGCUGGUGGCGACCGACCUCGACGCCGGUGCCUUCGGCCAGGUCGCUUAUCGCAUCAGCAGCGGCAACGAAGCCACGGUAUUUCGCAUCGAUAGCAAUACCGGCGAGCUGCACGUGGCGAGGCCGAAUCUGCUGUCCACGUCGUUGUUGCAUCAGCUGAACGUGACGGCGACAGAUGCGGCCGGUCUGAGUAGCAUCGUCGACGCCGAGGUCAAGGUCACCGUUUCCACCGCCGGCCACAGGAUCGCCACCUGCGGGAAUCCGCGCUAUACCAUCACCGUUAAGGAGAGUAUCCCGCAGAAUACCGUCCUCGACGGCGUGAAGGAUACCGCGACGCCGUCGUCCCCCUCGACAGGCGAACGGCCGAGCAAGUUUUAUCUGACGGCAGAGGAAGCGGAUCUCUCGUUGGAUCCCACCACGGGGACGCUGAGGAUUCGACAGCCGCUCGAUCGGGAAUCACGCGACAAAUACGUUCUCAGCGUCGAGGCACGUAAUGGCGGCUUCGUUGGCUAUUGCCAGCUGGAGCUGAUCGUGGAGGACGUGAACGACAAUACCCCGGCAUUCGGCACGACCAGCGUCCGUAUCUCCGUGCCGGAGUCGCAUCCGCUCCACGUGCCCUUGUACGUGGCGCACGCCACCGACCCGGACACCACGCCAUCGACGCCGAUACGUUACGUCCUCGCUCAAAACAGCAACGAUCUCUUCGGGAUAGACGCGCGCUCCGGCGAGCUCUAUUUGGCGAGGCGAUUGGAUUACGAGACCCAGCAGAGGCACGGCCUCCUGAUAAGGGCUUUGGACGGCGCUGGGCUCUCGGCGAACCUCAGUCUGAGCGUCGAGGUGCAGGACGUGAAUGACAACCCCCCAAGGUUCGAGAGGAACGAGUAUCACGUGGAGGUUCCCGAAGGCGCCAAGCUCGAUUCCCAGAUUCUUCAGGUGACAGCGGUCGAUCUGGACACGGGGAAUAACGCGAGAGUGAGCUACCGUCUUCAGGGCUCGCCCGCCUUUCGUAUCAACCCGAACACCGGCUGGAUCUACCUUGUGCAGAGCUUAGAUCGCGAAACAAUCGAUCGGCUCACGCUGACGGUGUUCGCGUCCGAUAACGGAUCUCCCGCGGCGACCGCGAACGCCUCCGUACUGGUGAAGGUCUUGGACGACAACGACAACGAUCCACAUUUCGACAAGGACUUCUACGGUUUCAAACUUCUCGAGAAUCUACCGUCGGGUUCUCUGGUGGGUUCCGUGAGCGCCAGCGACCCUGAUAUCGGCAAGAACGCGCUCCUCAGGUACUCGGUGGUUCAGACCAACAGCAGCUUCGCCGUGGAUCCCGACACGGGCGAGAUCACGACGCGCGAGCCGCUCGAUCGCGAGGUGAGGAAGGUGCACGAGCUGGUGCUGGAGGUGCGGGAUCAAGGAGUACCGUCCAGGUCCGCUCGGGUGCCUAUGAAGGUCGCCGUGUUGGACGUCAACGACAACUCGCCCGUGAUCAUCGAUCCCCAGGGGGACAUUGUCAGCGUGAGGGAGGAGCAGCCGCCCGGGACGGAAGUGACCCGAAUCAGGGCAGUGGACGCGGAUCUCGGUGAAAACGCCUCGGUGACCUACAGCAUCCUGAAAGACCGAGACUCGGACGGCUACAACGUCUUCACCAUCGACCCGAUCACCGGUAUGAUCAGGACCAAGGCCGUGCUCGACCACGAGGAGCGCAACGUGUAUCGGGUGUCCAUAAAGGCGACCGAUGCCGGACAUCCGCCGCGACACAACGUCCGCGUGUUCCGCGUCGAAGUCUUGGCGCUCGCGGACAACCGGCCGACCUUCACCAGCAGCAGUCUUACCUUUAACGUGCGCGAGGAUGCGAGCAUCGGACACGUGGUGGGGUCAGUGGCGGGGGCGGGUCCGGCGGGUCGCGUGGCCUUCACCUUGGACUCGCUGACGCCGAUCAGCGAGUUUCCAGCUUUCGACGUAGACCGGAGCUCAGGUCAACUGGUGGUCGCGCAUUCCCUCGACCGGGAGAGCGUGAGCGAGUACUACCUGGAGAUCCGUGCGUUGGACACGAGCUCGCUCGGGAAUCCCCAAAGCAUCGCCGUUUCCGUGAAAAUCAUCAUCGAGGACGCGAACGACAAUCCGCCUAGAUGGCCGCAGGAUCCGAUAACUGUUCGCGUGUUCGAAAGAGAGAUAGUCGGCUCGACCAUCUACAACCUCACAGCCAGCGACCUGGACAGCGGGCUGAAUGGCGAGCUGAGAUACGGCCUCGUGGCUGAGUUUCCGUCGACGGGCAGGUUCGCCGUGGACUUUUUGACGGGCGCUCUGACGUUGGCCAAGUCACUCGACAGGGAAGAGAGGGCCGAGUACACUUUGAUCCUGAAGGCGACGGAUCGGGCGCCACCGGGAGAGCAAUUAGCUUCUACGGUCACUGCGAGGAUCAUCGUGCUCGAUCAGAACGACAACGAGCCCGUCUUCAUCGCUCCGGAAUCCACCAAGAUAGCCGUCGCGUCGAAUCUUCAACUCGGUACCAGCCUGGUGAGAGUCGUCGCGGUGGACAAGGACUCUGGUGACAACGGUCGAGUGUCCUACGUGAUCACCGCGGGCAACGAGGAGGCCCGGUUCUCCGUGGGCUUCGAAUCGGGCAUCGUGAGCCUCGAGAAGCCCAUCGUGCGGCCCACGGAUCUCGAGAUCACCGCGAACGAUCACGGCUCGCCACCCCGCAAAGCCGUGUUGAAGUUAACCCUGACUCCGUCGUCGAACCAGGCGAGAGGACCUCCUCGGCUACUGCUGCCCAAUCCCAUCGUCAGGAUCUCCGAACAUCUGCGGGUCGGAGGACCCGUGUUGAACGUGGCAGGACCGGCGAUCGCCCAGCAAGGGAACGUCACCUUCAGCAUACCAGCCGACGUAGCUUCGAACAAGUUCUUCAUAGCUCCUAGCGGUUUAGUCACUCUCGGAGGUUCUCUGGAUCGUGAGAAAGCCGCGCGUUACUCCGUUUCCAUCUUAGCGAGAUCGAGCAAGCUCUUGGACCUCACCACUCUGGAGGUAAUCGUGAUGGACGAGAACGACAACAGCCCGGAAUUCCGGCCGAAUUCUUGCUACACCCUCGCCGUGCCGGAAAAUCAAGAGAUUUUCGGGAUCCACACCGUAGCCGCGACCGAUCUUGACGAGGGCAAGAAUGGCGAGAUCUCUUACAGCAUCAUAGGCGGUAACAUCGGGAACAAGUUCACGCUGGACUCGUCCACCGGUGUGUUAUCGAUGUCGAGUUUGGACCGGGAGACCGUGUCCAAAUACAUCCUGACGAUUUCCGCCAAAGACAAGGGGAGGCCCAGUCUGGAAGCGCAGUGCAAUAUCACCGUGAUCGUUUUGGACGUGAACGACAACGCGCCGUCCUUCGCGCAGGAUCAAUACGUGGAGUCUCACUCGCGCGGCAACUCGCCGAGUUCAGAGUACGGUGGUUUCGCCCUGACGAAACAACCGUACAUGACCAACGGUGGCUUCCAGUACGGAUCGAACUACCCGGCGAACUACUAUCUCACCAACUACGGGACGACCAUUUCGGAGGACAUCGCGCCGGACUCGAGCGUCAUGUCCGUGAGGGCGACGGAUCCGGACCAAGGUGUAAACGGGAAGAUCACGUAUGCCAUCGCCGAGGAGACCAGUUGGCUCUUCAGGGUCGACAACCUGACCGGCGUCAUCACUACCGCCGGUUCAUUGGACCGUGAACGGCAAAGCAGCUACACCUUCUUCGUAGUCGCCAUGGAUAGCGGCAAGUAUGACGCAAAAAGCUCCUCGAUACCCGUUCAGAUUAACAUCAGCGACGUGAACGAUAACGCGCCGGUGUUCGAGGAGUAUCCCUUUCGCACGCACGUGACGCUCAGCACGCUGCCGGGUCAGAACAUCCUGCGGGUGUCUGCCACCGACGCUGACAUGGGCGCCAACGGGGAAAUCGUGUACUCGCUCUUGCACGAGGAGGAGAAGCCGAAAUUCCGAAUCCACCCGAACACGGGCAUGAUAACGGCGAGUUUGUCGCUGUCGCAGGACAACGGCAAGGUUUAUCGCCUAGAAGUGUUGGCCAGAGACAGGGGGAACCCGCCGAAGAGCGCCAAGGGUUUGAUCGAGCUGCAGAUCGGCGAUCUGUCGGACCUGGCGCCGGCUCUCAAGUUCCAGAACGAGACGUACAACGUCGUCGUUCAGGAAAACGCAGCGGUCGGAACGGAGAUCGUCCAGAUCACUGCGGUGCGAACCGACGGUAGAAGGCAGCGCGUCUCUUACUCGAUCGCGUCGGGAAACGACUUCGGUACCUUCGCAAUCAACGAAGGUAGCGGUCUGCUGCACGUGAACGAUCCCACCAGGCUGGACGCGGAACUCUGGAACGACUUAACGGUGAAGCCCGGCGACGAGCUGCCGGCUGACGCAGGGCGCACGAGUAACUCGUGGGGCAGAUCUCUGGAAGGCCAGCAGCCGAAGGAGGAGCCCAGGGAAAGCUCGAGGCAUAUUCUCAACGUGGUGGCUAGAACGGCGGGUCCGGAUGUCCUCGAGGCGUACGUUAAAGUGAUCGUCAGGGUGUCCGAUGUCAACGAUAACCCGCCGAUCUUCACGCAAACGCAGUAUUCGGCCACGGUGCUCGAGGGGAAUACCAAAGGGGACUUCGUUGUCAGGCUUUCAGCGAGCGAUGCUGAUCAAGGAAUGAACAGCAGGAUCCUGUAUCAUAUCGUGGACGGCAAUCCAGACAAUGCCUUUACUAUAAGUCCGCCAUACAGCGGAGUCGUCCGGACUAAUAUAGUCCUUGAUCGUGAGAUUCGUGAAAAAUACAGGCUGACAAUCAUCGCGACCGAUCAAGGGAAUCCUCAAUUAACCGGUACGGCUGCAUUGAGCAUACGGGUUAUUGACGUCAAUGACAAUGAGCCCACCUUCCCGGAACACAGUAUCAUCUCAGUCUCUGAAGGCACCGCCAUGGGAACCGUGCUGACCACCAUCACGGCGAACGACGUCGACAGUUCGCCGGUGUUGACGUACCGUUUCGGCAACCUGACGAGUCCCGGGCCUUUCAGUAUCGACCGCUACGGCGGCAAGGUCGUCCUUAGGAGGCGUCUGGACGCCGAGACCCGGUCCGAGUAUACUCUCCAGGUGAUCGCCAGCGACGGGAUUCACGAGGCUACGACCGACCUCACCGUGCGUGUCACCGAUCUCAACGACAACGCGCCGCGAUUCGAGCGGGCUGCCUACGUGGCUGUCCUUUCAGAGGGACGAGACGUCCUGCAGGAAAUCCUGACGGUGAACGCUACCGACGACGAUCUUUCGGAGGAGAACAGCCGGAUACGGUAUUAUCUGCUGCGACCAAUCAAGGGUUUUUCGGUACACCCCGCCACCGGAGUCUUGACGGCGAAUCGCACAGCGAUACCAAGACCGCUGCCGAAGGAAUUGGACUUGGUGAUCGUCGCGGAGGACUACGGCAAGCCUCCAGCGUCGUCGAUGUGCUCGGUGCUUGUGCGACUCAGCAGUUUCAAGAGCGCCCUUCCUGGGCGUGAGCAUAAGAUCACAGUGAAGGAGAACUCGCCGAAGGGUACGACGUUGAUGAGGCUCUCCGAGGUGGACUUACAGCACGGCGCCAUCGUUGCGGGCGAUGAUAGCGGAGUGUUCGAGAUAUCCAGGGGCAGGUUGAUUAUCUCGAAGGCGCUCGAUCGUGAAACGAAGGAUAGGUACAUGUUGCAAUUAGGCAACAAGGAUGAAAAUCUGACGACAGGCUCGCUGCUGGGAGACGAGCCGGUGAUGGUGAUGAUUAUCGUGGAGGACGUGAACGACAAUUACCCACGCUUCCUGGAAGAUCUGUAUGAAGUAUCGAUCAAGGAAGACGCUCCGCGCGGAACUACCGUUGCUAUCUUGCGCGCCAAGGACGACGAUCUGGCUGACAGCCCGGCGGCCACAUUGGUGUACGGUAUCACCUCGGGCAACGAUGGCGGCCUCUUCCGCGUCGAGAAGACUACCGGCGCUGUUUUGGUGAAUUCCACUCUCGACUGCGACCUGGAACCCGAGGUCCACAAUCUCGUGAUGAUGGCGUGCGACAGCGACCCGGUGUCGCCUCUCUGCGCGCUCGCCAGGCUGCGCGUCCACUUGGAGGACGUGAACGACAACUCGCCCAAGUUCCCCGUCUCCGAGUACCUCGGCUUCGUCGGCGAGAACGAGCCGAGCGGCACCAACGUCUUCUCCGCGCGUGCCUCAGAUCUGGAUCGAGGUAUCUUCGGCUCGUUGAACUACUCCAUCGUCUCCGCCGCCGCGACCGGCUUCUCCGACAUCGACGACAGCUGGAAGCUGUUCGCGGUCGACGAGAAGUCAGGCAGCGUCACCACCCGCGCCGUGUUCGAUUACGAGCAACGGAAUCGGUACGCCUUCACUUUGCGCGCCACGGACAUGGGUGGCCGUGCCGCGGCGGUUCGUGUCAGGGUGGAGAUCGAGUCGAGGGACGAGUUCCACCCGCAGUUCACCGAGAAGACCUACCGGUUUGUGAUAAGAAACAGCGGCCAGGUGUUGCCCGGCACGGUGAUCGGUCACGUGACGGCGACCGACCGCGACAAGGGACCCGACGGUCGGGUCGUCUACCAGCUUGCGUCUCAGCAUCCUUACUUCAAACUGAAUCGCACCACUGGUGCGUUGAUCGUGAAGCAAAAGUUGAUACACGUCGACAUGGACGUGGAAGGCUCGUCGAAGCUGAUGGUGACCGCGAGUUCGGGCAGGCAAAGAUCCUUGUCCAACAUAACGACCGUGGAGAUCACUCUGAUGGAGGACGACGAGCCGAACGGAGCCAGAGGAGCCACCGCUCUGGACAUCGGAUCGAACAUGGCAGUGGCCACCGGCGGAGGCUUGGCCGAUUGGGCCCUGGGUCUGCUGAUCGCCGUGCUCCUCCUCGUGCUCGCCUUCGGCACGAUCUUCCUCUACUUUCACAUUCGUAACCGCCGUCACAAGAAACCCGGCUCGAAGCCGGGUCUGAACGGCGAGAACAACGCCACCGCGUCCAACAGCUACGUGGACCCGAGCGCGUUCGACACGAUCCCGAUCAGGAGCGUGGCCGGGGUCGGCGCGAGCGGAAACGGCAGCUCCGCGAGCGCCGGGGGAACAGGUGGGGGCGCCUCCUGCCAGUUCGCUCCUCCGAAGUACGACGAGAUACCGCCGUACGGAACGUCCGGCCAAUCCGGGCAGCAGCAGGCCACCUCCGAGCUCUCCGGAAGCGAUCAGUCAGGCUCCUCCGGCAGGGGUUCCGCCGAAGACGACGGAGAGGACGAGGAGAUCAGGAUGAUCAACGAGGGUCAGCAGACUGGCGAUUCCGCGAGCGACCUCUCAGUUCACAAUACUCAGGAAUAUUUAGCGAGACUGGGCAUCGUGGAUCCACCGGCUGGCACACCCCGAAGACCGCCCGAAGCUCUGCCCCUGGAUAGUCUGCACCUGUUCGAGGACGAAGCCAGCACCGAGGCGGAUAUCGCGACCCUGAUCUACGGAAAGAUCGGCGAAGCCGGACGACCUACUUCCGGACUGGAGGUGCCGGGCGGACCGUCGAUGAACGGCUCGCUCAGCUCCAUCGUACACAGCGAGGAGGAGCUCACCGGCUCGUACAACUGGGACUACCUGUUGGACUGGGGACCGCAGUACCAGCCGUUGGCUCACGUAUUCAGCGAGAUCGCCAGGUUGAAGGACGACGCCGCGAGCGUGCAGAGCGGAAACUCCGGCAGCAGCGGCAAGACCAAGUCUGUACAUAAAGCACCGCCUCCGCCGUUGCUCACGUCCGUCGCGCCAAGGUCAUUGGCAGCGCCCGCACUGGCCAGGGGCAUCUUACCGAGGUCGCCGAUCAGCCACGACGCCUCUACCUUCCCCUCCGCCGCCCUGAGCCCGAGUUUCUCGCCGUCGCUCUCACCAUUAGCCACGAGAAGUCCCAGCAUCAGCCCUCUCGUGCCGCCCGCCACGCAGAGAUCCAGUCAAAGUGCCAACCGAGGAAUACCCGUUACCGACGCCGAGCUUAGGAUUUGA